AUGAAAUUCACAGACCUCCUCCUUAUGGGUAGCACCAUCAUGAUAGCCAUAGCUGCGCAGCCUUCUCCCAUAUGUACUCAUGCCACACAUGACCUUUCGGUCUAUGUCUACCAUCUCGCGCCCGAGCCAGUCUCCUAUCAAGGAAGCCGCAAUCUCACUUUCUCACCCACAGCAUUCACGUUGCUCGUCGGCGCUCAUUCAGCCGUCUUAGUCGAUGCUCCAGCCACAAAUGCCCAAGGCGCUGAGGUAGCCUCAUGGGUCUCCUCUAUACUGGGCAGCGACAAAACGCUCCAGAGCAUAUAUAUCACGCAUGGCCAUGGUGAUCAUUUUUUCUCUGCUCGUUCCUUCCAAUCGAUCUACCCCGCGGCAAAUAUCCUGGCAACAGUUCAUGGGGCGGAGCACGUCGCACAGCAGUAUAGCGAGCCAUUCUACAGUAGCUUCUGGGGUAGCUUGUUCGGAGAUACGAUCGAUACUGAACCGCUUGAAGUGCAAACCCUGGGCGACGAUGGCAUCUUCCACCUUGAAGGGCAUGUACUCCGAGCAGUCGAAGUAGGGCAGGGUGACACUUACAACAGCACUGUCCUUCAUGUACCUGGUCUGGAUCUUGUGGUUGGGGGCGAUGUCGUGUAUGGGAACUGCCAUCAGUUGUUCGCGGAAGAUCACACUCCCGAGCUUCGCGGCCAGUGGUUGGCCAGUUUACAAGAAGUAAACGGUCUGAGGCCGAAAGUGGUGAUCCCUAGCCAUACUUUACCGCAAGAUGGAUAUGGUGCAGAGCAUGUCAACGGCACAAUCGACUAUAUCAGGGCGUAUGAAGAAUUGCUGCCGAAGGCGAAGGCAUGGGAAGAACUAGAAUCAAGCUUGAAAACGAGAUUCCCAAAGAGAGAUGGAAGUUUCAUACUUAGGUGGAGUUCUCAAGCACCUUUUAAUCAGGCCUUUUAG
Messenger RNA from Exophiala bonariae, 939 nucleotides. RefSeq lists its product as uncharacterized. Bases 1 to 939 code for a protein of 312 amino acids. The record is from RefSeq and is a predicted model, not a curated record. The transcript has a single exon. Lineage: Eukaryota; Fungi; Ascomycota; Eurotiomycetes; Chaetothyriales; Herpotrichiellaceae.